This is a messenger RNA of Musa acuminata subsp. malaccensis (wild Malaysian banana), 4842 nucleotides long. The record is from RefSeq and is a predicted model, not a curated record. Lineage: Eukaryota; Viridiplantae; Streptophyta; Magnoliopsida; Zingiberales; Musaceae.
CACGAACGGCAUUUGACGCAAGCGCUCGGCGAUAAGCCCCUAUAAAAGCGUCCUUUUCCUCGCUUGUCUCUCGGCUCCAGUGCGAGAGCAUGUCUUCUAAAACCCUAGUUCCUCCCAGGUUCGGAAUUCUCUUCCAGGACUACACCUCUCCUCCGUCGUCGUCGGCGAUCCCGUUAGAUCGCUUCCCACGGUCGGUGAUGGAGUUCCUGGACGGGGACUUGGAACUCCGGGAGACGUAAGGCCACAUUCGAUCGGGUCUGGAGCCUUGCGUGGAACCCCGUGGACGUUGGCGUUCCCGGGAUGCUCGCCUCUUGCAGCGGAGAUAAGAUGGUUAGGAUCUGGCAGAAGGGGCCUUCCCGUUCCUGGGAUCGCUCGGAAUUGUAAUUUUGUGGGGAUACAUUCUGCGUGCGGCCACUAGGUAUUCUAAGUACAGAUCUGUUCGGUCAAUUUCCUAAUAUUCUAAGUACAUAGGAUGGCUGGGUUAGCCAAGUCCCAAUGUAACAAAUUCUUCUUUGGGACAGAUUAGUUAGUAGCUGUCUUGCUUGUUCUAACCAAUCUGCAGUAAUGAAUACCUCUAUGUUUCAAAAAAUAAAGGAAAAAGGAAAAAAUCAUGAUUGUAGAGAAUGGGAUUAACUCCUGAAGGCUAGCAUGCCACUUUAACUCUGCCUUCUCUUGUGUUAUAUACAAAUAGAAGGCCUUUCACAUUCUGAGGCCCGUACAUAUUAUUGCUUCUUCCACUUACCAAAAAUGGAAGGAAGCAAACAGGAAACACCUUAAUGCGUUUUCUUUUAAUGCUGAUGACUGGUUCUGUGAACUUACCCAGCAUUUGGGGAACCUCAAUACAGAUCACUUUUAAGUACUGUCAUUUUUAGUGUCUUUCAAUUCAUUAUCAUUGCCCAGAAGUUUUCAGCUGCUCACAGCAAUUUCUUGGCUUAUAUGCUAGAGGAACAAUACAGAAUUUAUUAUGCAUUGUUUGCACAACACUUAGUUGAACAUGAUGGAUCAAUGUGGUUGGCAGAACCUGGACAUGAUGGAUUAGACCAUAAUUCUUUUAGUGGUGUUGAACCAACUUAACAGAGGUUUACAUGAUUGAAUCUCUUCUCCUUAAGAUGUGUCACUUCUGCAGCUGCCUGUCUAAAGACAUUUGAUGCUCUAGAAGUUGUAACAUCAAAUUCACAAUCUACAGUGGCAUUGAAUAGUCAAAUAUUGAAGAGUUUAUUUGCAAAUCAGUGGGCAUGGAUAAGAUCAUUUUGGAAGCAGAUAACCUUAAAAAAUUAUCAAGAUUACACAGGCUAGUAAGACUACAUCUUUGGAGGUGUUAUUUUUUACAACGAAGAUGAGAUUAUUGAUUCAGAAUAUAUUGCAGUUUUAUUCCUUCAGCUUAGACAUCUUUCUUUGAGUUACAAGUUGAGAGAUGGACUGAUCCAUGAUGGUCUGAAAGGAUCAUUACCACCCGAAAACUUGGCUGUCAUGGAGCUGGGUUGGAAGUGGUAAUUUAUCACUUGGGCAUGGGCUUGGAGAUGAUUUUAAAGAAGUUCGUUAUUCAUGGUGUUCUCUUUGAGACAAACUUGUGAAGAAUGUCAUACGAUACCAAAUUUUUAUCUCAUCCAUCUUUCAUGCCAUGAGGACAGAAGCAUCUAAACCAGGGAUCAAUCUCAUUGGCCAUGCAGGAAGUUUGGGGCCAAUUUGUUGCAUGUAUCACUGCAAGUUUCCCAUGCCUUGGUUAGGAAAAAUAUACAAACCAUGUUAUUCCUGCACAUGGGAUGCUUGCAAAUUAACGGUGCGAAUAUGUGGACAUACCACAUUCAUCUCAAAUUCCACAGGCAUCAUUCGGUUAUGUUCCGUCCCUGUGGUGGCAUACUUGAAAACAAUGCAAAUUGGGAAUGGACGAAGGAUGAAUUAACAAGAUGGUUUCUUCUAAUCAAGGGGCCGCAUGGUUUGUGGUGAUUCCAUCAGGUUGUCAUGCAGAUUUUGUAACAUGAGAUGCAGAUACUGUGUUAUGAAACCAAUUUUAGUAUGUUGAGGUUUACAAGGAAAGGGAAGCUCUAAUGGAUGCCAUUACUUGGUAUUGUCUGGAAGGAGUAUCUGAUUGCUAUUCUUAGGUAACUGGCUCGUAUGGAUUGGGUAUCCAGGGAGGAUUUGUAACAAAUUCUCCUUGGUCUUCCGUAUAAGAAAGGAUGUUCUUCUCAAGUUUGCUUGUCUAAUAGAUUAUUUUGUCCACUGCUUUUCUGCUAAUGCUCGCAACAAUUUUCUUGCAGAAAGGAAAGGAACAGGUGUCCCUAACGUAAUAAUUUAUCGUACAAGUGGAGGACGCGACCGGCGUUAAUUAUCGACCUUCCACAGCUGAAAGUGACUCUUCUCUUUUUUAAGCAAAUAGCUUCGUUAGGCACGGCAGACUCGGAACCCCUCAAAUAUGUGCCCAAACAUGGCAUGGAUGCUGCUAACCCAUGAGGAAAAAGAUAAUCUCAAACAAAUCCAUUUAAACCGGCAGGAAUAUUAAGAAAAGCGAGUCUGCUUGGUGGCUGAUUACAUUAGUGGUUUGCUUGGGAUCGGCAUGAGGCACAUCGCAGUGUGUGCUUAUCAACAAAAUGCUAUUUCUUUUGUCAAAGUUGAUCGACUACUUCUUAUCUCUCAAGUGGCAAUGGGGUACCAGAGUCUGUUACAGGGACUGGCGUUGGAGACAAAGCUACUUCCUGCCGAAAAGAUACCACCAUUGGUUCUCUCUCUCUCUCUCUCUGGGGUCCCAAAAAUUCGCAGACAAUCCCACAAGGACAAGAUCUUCUAUACACUACUAUGGUUGAACUAGGGUGUUGAUAUAAGUACCAGUCCCAGGAGCAGAGAAGAGACGAGGCUCAAGGUCCACCAGAUGAUUCAGCUAUAUAAAAAGCACUAAAACCCUCUGGCUUCUUCUGAAGAACACUUGCACACUUUUUUUCCCUGUAUCUCUGUCUCUAUAGUUGGAAGAACUUAUGUUCAAGAAACCUGGGCUAGAAGGGAAGAGACCAUGGUAAAGACAUGGAGCAGCACCACGCAAACCUUGAGAGGUCAGCACAUGGAGCAUCGUUAAUGGUUCAGGAGGGAGAAGAAUAGAGUUGGAUGGCAAAUCAUAGAGUUGGUGAAACUGGCCUUCCUGAUUCUGGACCUUCAACUCGGUCUCUUAUUAACGGGACUAUCGGCAACACUCCAUCUGCGACUAAUUUCUUUGAUCAGGAAGGAGCUGCUUACUUUGGAGAGUUGGAGGAGGCUCUCAUGCAGGGAGUCGACGGCCUAAGAGAAACAGAAGACAGAAAGUCUUUUAUUGCAACCAGCCCCGCAACACUAGAGAUCUUCCCAUCGUGGCCAAUGAGAUUUCAGCAAACUCCCAGUGUGAAUACGCAGUCAGCAAGAAGCACUGAUUCCGGCGCAGCUCAAAACUCUCUAUCUCAUCUGGAAUCGGACUUUCCAAAUAGCAGGAAGGCCUCCUCGGACCAGUCGACUAACCACAAGCGGCCGCAAGAGAUGAUGAUGGCAAGUGGUGCUUCCAGGACAGAAGCAGCAAGAAAUCCUCAUCCCUCUUCCCAAGAAGAGAGAAAGAUGACAGGUUCAACUGCAGCAAGGGACGGAAAAGUAAUUGAUGCCAAGACAUUAAGGCGCCUAGCUCAAAAUCGAGAGGCAGCCAAAAAGAGUCGGCUGAAGAAAAAGGCUUACGUGCAACAAUUAGAGUCCAGUAGGAUUAAGCUUCAGCAGCUAGAGCAAGAUCUCCAGAGAGCAAGAUCACAGGGCCUUCUCUUGGGAGUCGCAGGCGGUAAUGCGGCUAUCAGUUCCGGCGCUGCGAUGUUUGACAUGGAGUACGGUCGAUGGUUGGAUGAUAACUGCAAGAUCAUGUCGGACCUCCGAGCUGCACUUGAGGCUCACCUUCCUGACGACAAUCUUGGUGUAGUCGUAGAUCACUGCAUCAGGCACUAUGAUGAUCUCUUCCGGCUGAAAGCCAUCGUUGCUCAAUCGGAUGUAUUCCACCUCUUGAAUGGAAUAUGGAAGACCCCAGCGGAGCGCUGUUUCCUGUGGAUGGGUGGGUUUAGGCCCUCCGAGCUCAUCAAGAUCCUGAUACGUCAGCUGGAUCCAUUGACGGACCAACAGUGGAUGGGGAUGCGCGGCUUCCAGCAUUCAUCGCAGCAGGCGGAGGAGGCUCUCUCCCGGGGCCUGGAGCAAGUCCACCAGUCUUUGGGACAAACUGUUGCUGGCGGUUCUCUCAGCGACGGAAUCGAUGUUGGAAAUUAUGUGGGCCACGCAGCCAUUGCUAUGGGGAAGCUUGCCGACCUCGAAGGAUUCAUCGGCCAGGCUGACAACUUGAGACAACAAACCUUGCACCAGUUGCGUCAACAGCUGACGACCAAACAAGCAGCAAGAUGUUUCCUGGCGAUCGGAGAGUACUUCACCCGCCUACGUGCUCUGAGCUCCCUAUGGGCUUCUCGCCCUCAAGAGAGCUUGGUUGCCAAUGACAGUGUCGUCCCUGCCACAGCGGACCCGCAUAUAAUUCAUCAACCACUGCACAAUCAUUUUUCAGCCUUCUGAUAUCUGCGCAUGGACGUGGAAGAGACAGAGAAAGGAGAAGUAUGUUGUAUGCAUUGUGAUCGAGAUCUUAUAAUAAAGAGAUGGUGCCCCGCGAAAGCAAAAGGAGGUAGGAGAGUUGAAGGCAUUUCCGAUCGUGGCUGUUCGACAAGACCAAGGGUUAGCAGCAGCAGCAGCAGAUCAUGAAAGUAGAGACAAGAAAGAGAUGUGCAUAUAUAUUUUUUUAGAGCAAAACAAUACAACUAGACCUAACUUUUAUAAGAUAUUAAAAGAAUUGCGUGUGGUAGCUUGCAU